AUGGAAGCAAAGCAAACAUUCUUCGACGAGGCGAUGGCGUUAAGGAGACUCUGGCAUCGCUUCGGAGGCGAAACGGGCCUCCAUCGGCACUUCCUUUCGUCCUGGCCAAAGGACCCGCAGAUCGAGCCGCUACGUGCCAAUGAAGUCUCCCGAUUUGUACACACCCGACUAGGACACGAGCGCGAACGUCUGCUUGGCCCCCUCGUCAUUCGCUGGUUGGAGAAUAUCACCCACAAGGACCUUGAGGACGUCGCCAACCGGAUGCGCGUGUCCUCGAUCGAGAUGACCGCCGUGGCCAACUCGGGUCACCCCUCCUCGUCGACCUCGGCGGCGGAGCUGAUGGCGACGCUGUUUUUUCACGAGAUGCGCUACGACGUCAAGAACCCGAGGAGCGAGCACGCCGACCGCUUCAUCCUCUCCAAGGGUCACGCCUGCCCCAUCUUGUACGCUGCCUGGGAGGAGGCCGGCCUCCUGUCGCACGACGAUGUGCUGACGCUGCGCAAGAUCAACUCGGACCUCGAGGGACACCCAACUCCGCGCCUCAACUUCAUCGAUGUCGCCACGGGUUCGCUCGGCCAGGGCCUCUCCUGCGCCGCUGGCAUGGCCUACACCGGAAAAUACAUCGACAAGGCCUCGUACCGCGUCUUCUGCCUGCUGGGAGACGGGGAAUCGGCCGAGGGCGCCGUUUGGGAAGCUGCUUCUUUCGCCUCUCACUACAAGCUCGACAACCUGGUCGCCAUCGUGGACGUGAACCGUCUCGGGCAGUCGCAGGCCACCCAGCUCGGCCACCACGUCGAAAUUUACCGAGAUCGUUUCGCCGCCUUCGGCUUCGAGACAAUCGUCAUCGACGGGCACAACAUCGAACAGAUCGCCGCGGCCCUCAAGACGGCGCGCGACAUCAAGGACAAGCCGACGGCCAUCAUCGCCAAGACGCACAAGGGCCAGGGCAUCGAUGGGGUCGCCGAUCAGGACAACUGGCACGGAAAGCCGGUGCCGAUCGAGAAGGUUGAAGCUAUCAAGGCCCGCUACCACGGAUCGCGCAAGGGCGACGUCGAGCCGAAGAAGCCGAUCGAGGACGCCCCGAAGGUUGACCUCCACAUCGGCUCCAUCAAGAUGAGCGACCCGCCGGCGUACACCAAGGGCGACAAGGUGGCAACCCGCGCGGCAUACGGGACGGCUCUGGCGAAGCUCGGCAAGGCCAACCCGCGCGUCAUCGGUCUCGACGGUGACACGAAAAACUCGACUUUCUCGGAGAAGCUGCUGAAGGAGAAGCCCGACCAGUUCAUCGAGUGCUUCAUUGCCGAGCAGAACCUCGUCGGUGUCGCCGUCGGAGCCCAGUGCCGUGGCCGCACCAUCCCGUUCACCUCCACGUUCGCCGCCUUCUUCACCCGUGCCGCCGACCAGCUGCGCAUGGCCGCCGUGUCGUUCGCCAACCUGAAGUGCACCGGCUCGCACGUCGGCGUGUCGAUCGGAGAGGAUGGACCCUCACAAAUGGCCCUGGAGGACCUGGCCUUGUUCCGCGCCAUUCCCGACUCGACCGUCUUCUACCCAACCGACGCCGUCAGCGCCGAGCGUGCCACCGAGAUGGCCGCCAACAUUCAAGGCAUCGUCUUCAUCCGCACUGGACGCCCGGCGCUCCCCGUACUCUAUGCCAACGAUGAAAAGUUUGAGGCUGGCAAGGCCAAAGUGCUGCGCGAGAACGUGAAGGAUUCGAUCGUGCUCGUCGGCGCUGGAGUGACGCUGUACGAGUGCUUGAAGGCUGCCGACGAGCUGGAGAAGUCGGGCGUGCACGCGUGCGUCAUCGACCCGUUCACCAUCAAGCCGAUCGACGGGGAAACUAUUGUCAAGCACGCCAAGCGCACCGGAGGCAAGGUCGUGACCGUUGAGGACCACUUCGCGGCGGGCGGCAUUGGGGAAACGGUCUCUGCCGCCGUUUCUGAUGCCGGCAUCCGCGUGCGCUCGUUGCACGUCUCUGGCGUGCCCCGCUCCGGACCGCCAGAUGACCUCGUCGACAUGUUCGGCAUCUCGGCCCGCCACAUCGUCGAAGCCGUCAAGAAAUUCCAC
Messenger RNA from Mesorhabditis spiculigera, 2064 nucleotides. The record is from the annotation of a GenBank genome assembly. NCBI's taxonomy places the organism in Eukaryota, Metazoa, Nematoda, Chromadorea, Rhabditida, Rhabditidae.